Messenger RNA from Caenorhabditis angaria, 4139 nucleotides. The record is from the annotation of a GenBank genome assembly. NCBI's taxonomy places the organism in Eukaryota, Metazoa, Nematoda, Chromadorea, Rhabditida, Rhabditidae.
AUGUCAACUAAUCAUCCAAAAACGUGGUGCGAUCUAAACUGCGAUCUACAUGGAUUGUUAAUUGAUAAUUGGCCGAAAAUCGAAGAAGGUUAGUUUUUUCAUAAAAUUGAUUAAUUUUAUAGAUUUUUUUGCAGUUUUUCGCCAGUAUUCUACGCCUACAAAUACAAUCUUGAUUUCCAUGCAACAUGAUGAUAUGUUUCAAGUCAUAAUCUCGAGUGUUCUCGAAGGAAGUCGAAUUCUCAAAUUUACUGCCAUCAAACUGUAGGUUUUUUUAUCACGUGAGAACAAGAAGACCUUGAAAAAUGUUAUAAAUCAAAAUUUCUGGAACAAAGACUAUAUUUUAGACGGAAAAAUUGAAGCUAAUAAAUUUGGGUGGCAUAUUUCAAACAAAGAAAAUUUGAUGCCUUUUGUGAAUCCGAACCGAAAGAAAUUGAAAAAACAAAAAAAUUAAAUUGUAUUCUCGAAUUUGAAUUCAUAUUUCUUUGUACUAUGCGUCAUCCAAAAAAAAUCGAUAAAUAAAUUGAACAUUUCCAAAAAAAAACUGCCAAUCUUUUUGAACCCUGGCAGAUGUUCUUUCUUGACAAAUAAAAACACAUUUUUCAAUCAUCCAUUUUUUUAAUUGGAAAAUAUAUGGAAUUGGUAUCUAAUUUAUGUAACACAAUAAUUUUGCAGAACUGAAAAAUUGAUUCACAUGUUUGGAGCACAUCCAUUUCUCAAAGAAACGGUUCCCGAGAAACUGCUUGAUGCACUUGCUGAAAACACCAGACGAAUUCGAGAAUUCCGCUUCUUGAAAAGAAAUGGGCCAAGUUUCCAAGAUCCAUUGGAGACUGGAGAAUCGAGCUCAGCACAAUCAAACAACAUUGAUCCAAUCAAUAGUAUUUUGCAAAAUGGAAAUGAAGCCCAAGAAGAUGCGCCGGUUAAUGAUAAUGUUAGAGUGGUUGUAGAAGGGCUGGAGGAAUUGGAAGAUGUCAAAGAUUUCGGGGAAUUAAUCGUAAGUUAUUUGAUGCAUGUAUUUUUCUAGAAGACAGGCUUUCAGAGAAAACAAAAAGAAUUGGAGAACCAGGCCAAGCUCAAUGCUCAAGCAGUUGGAGAAUCAAGUAAUGCUCAAGCUCAACCGGAAGACAAUACUGGUGCCGUCGCUGAAUCUUCAAGAAAACAAAAAAAAAUAGAGAAUCAGGCCAAGCCAAUUGCUCAACCAGUUGAUGAAUCAAGACUCCUUGCUCAAGCUCAACCGGAAGACAAUGCUGAGGCUGUCGCUGAAUCUUCAACAAUAAAUGGCAAACCUGAAAUUGCGGAAAAUAUUGAUUCAGUUGUUGGAAAUUCUUCAUCUAAUGGAAAUGGAUCGAAAUCAUCUGACAAAAAUGAUACCGUUGCAAAAGCUAAAACAACUCCAAAAACUCCAAAAAUUACAAAGAAGUCUCCUGUAAGUUUUCCUCAAAAAUUUUUUUUUUGAAAAAAUCUGUCUUUCAGAAAGUGCAUGAUUUCGCUGCAGAACAAGUUGAACAUUUGUUUGCUGAUGAACCUGAAGAAGCAAACUUGUCGGAUGAUGAGACAUACUAUCCGAAUAGAGAACAUAAGAAGAAAAAAGUAAUUAUGAAAAAGGACAAACUUUGCCUAAUUCUCAAAUUUCAGAAACGACACUCUCGUAAAAGGAAACGUCAGCAAGAGUAUCAUGACGAGGACACUGACGAAGACGAUUUGGAUUAUUCAGAAGAAGGAAGGGGUGAACACAAGAAGAAAAUAGUCAAAUCGGGUCCGACACCUGCUAAAAAAGUACAAACUCAUCUCAUAAUGAUACUUGGGGUAUUUGUUUUUCAAAAAGUGUUUGGAAAAGCAAAAUUCGAAAAUCAAAACUUCAAUUAAUGAAAAAGAUCUCCGGGAAGCACCAAUUUCUAAAAUGUGAAUAGUUCCUUGAUCCGAAAAUUAUUAAAAAAAAGUGUUUCCUGGAUUUCUUUUUCUAGUAGGGUCAACUAUUAUGCAGUAAGAUUUGCAUGUAUCAUCAAAUUUUUCAGAGAAGUUAUGAACAGCCCAAGCAACGUUAUUCAGAAGGACGCCCGCCAUCACUUGCUGUAACUAGAAACCCGUACAACACGGUCAGAUUUGAUAGUCGAUUGGUUGAAGAACCAGAUGAUGAUGAGGCAGAAGAAGCUGUCGAAGAACAACAGCAGGAAGUAGAAGAGCCUGAAGAAACAGUUGAAAAUAAUGUUGUUGAAGAAAAAGAAACUGAAAAAGAUUCAAAUCCAGAAGAAGUUCAAGAAGAAGAGGACAAAAAACCAAAUCAACCAGAAAAAUCGAACGAUGAACCGGUUCCAAGUACAAGCAGAGCAUACCAGGGAGAGCCAGUUGAUGUUACAAUUGAUGGAAAUCAAAACAAAAAAUUGAAAAAAUACAACGGAAUGUUGUUUGAUCAAGAAGCAUUAGAUAUACUUUAUCCAGAAAAAGAAGAUGACUUUAAUGAUUUAACAUCUCAAAUCUACGAUGAAGAAGAAAUUGCAAGAUUAGAUCAACGAUAUGCCAGACAUCAAUCUGCUGAUGUUCCAGCUGUAGCUGAUGAAGUUUCAACACUUAUGGGAGAAACAGUGCAAGAAUUAUUGGAUAUGAAUAAGUUGAAAAAUAUUGAUUUCGGGUUGACUGGAGAAAAAAUGAAAUUGCAAGCGGUUUAUGAAAUGAACAAUCAAGUGAUGUUGAAUUAUUUGAACACAACAACACCACCAAUCGAAUGGUUGAGCUUCUACAAACUCGACAAGAAUUCUCAUUUCCCGGACGCUGCUUUGUAUAUAACAAAAGAAAUGAUGACGGAUUCUUAUGAAAAAAUCUAUGGAGCAUAUUAUUCGGAAUUAUUCGAACAAGAUGUGGAUACCACAGAUGCUGAACUUUUGUUCAAAUACAUUCUCGCCAGACAAAUUUAUGUGUCAAAUCUUCGUUUUCCAAAUGGCCGAAUUACCGAAUUCGAAAAAUUCAAUUAUGGAAAAUUGAAAGAUGCUGGAAGUACAUUUGUGUUUCCCGGUGGUGAUAGAGUUGCAAUCGAUCACGUGAGUUGAAUUCAUUUUUGAUUUCCAAUAUUCUAUUUUUUGCAGAAUACAAGAUACACAUCGAAUUCGUUCUUGACGCAACAAAAUUGGAAAAACUUCAAAAUUGGAAGUAUGGUUUGGGUUAGAUUCAAAUCAAAAUGGUGGCCAGCAUAUAUUGUGGCAUUUGAAUCAAAUAAUGGGGCAUUCGGGCUUCCGAUUUUGUCGAAACCGAAACAUGGACCAGUUAUCGUCAAAAAUGAAUUGUUAAUUCAUGUAAAAUAUCCAGACGGUGCUUGCAGUUAUAUGAAUAUUGGAAUGAUUGAUCAUUUUACAACCAAUUUCUGUAUUCGUUUUGAUCCAACAAAUGGAUCUACUAAUUAUGUCUCCUCCGUGGCGUAUUGCAUUAAUCAACUUCGACAAGUUGGAUAUUUUGAAGAGUGAGUCAGAAAAAUCCUGCCACGCUCAAAAAAUCAAUAAUAUUUUGAUCUUCGUGUUUUUUGUCUACUGUAAGACAAUUUGAUGUUCCCAGCAAUAUUUCGAAUUAAAAAUAAUUCGAUGUGAAUUGGUUUUUUUUGCAGACACAUCAGUUACAAAGUUGGAAACGCUCUUCUAAACUAUGGUUGGGACUUCAACUACCUUCCACCAUAUCAACAUAAAAGAAUCUUCUGUCAAAAUACUGUGCAAGGAUUACCAGAUCCAAUGAUUUUGAUGGAAAUGCGCACAAAAUAUGCGAAAUCUGUGGAAGAAAAAUCAACUGCCAAAGUCAAAGAUUUGCUUUAUUCACCAUUCAGUUUUACUGAAAAAUCAAUUAAAAAAUAUGAAACUGGGCGCCGUGAGAUGGCAGCAGCUCAUAAUAUCGAUCUUCAUCAUUUCCAUCGAUAUUUGGAAGCAAAUGGUGGAACAAUGAAUGCAGCUCCAAUAAUGUAUCGUGUAACUGGAUGUGUUGCAAAAGUGUAGGUUUUUUUCUUGUUGUGUUUUGAAUUCGAAUUCAAAUCAAGUUUUCCGCUUGAGAAAAAUCAAAACAUGUGUUUUUCUUUCAGCAUGGAUAAAUACAAACCAUGGGGCUACAACAAAAAUGAAGAUUUGGAAGAACAAUCUUCGAAGAAAAGCAGCAAAAAAGAAGAAUAA